UAAAAUAAAAACAUGAGGGACUUAAAGUCCCCCCCCCGCAACGCCACUUGUCCUUCUGUCUGACUGUUAUGGGAAUCGGAUAUGAGAUGGCUCUCCCAUGUGGAGGAAAAUGGAGAAUGCAUUUGCUGGUCUACAUUCUCAGUUGCGCAGUUUUAUAUAGUUAUAUUAUAACCAUGGUUAAUUAAAUUUUCUAAACAAGAAAAUGGCUUAUAUAUAGUUUUAAACAAAUUCUCAUCGAGAUGGAUACUCGUGAAGUUGUCGUUGUAACAGGUUUUGGUCCUUUUCGACAGUAUGUGGUGAAUCCAAGUUGGGAAGCAGCUAAGAGGAAAGAUUUGUUGUUUUGCAGGGUCUGAAGAUGCUGGGACUUGGAGUCGGCAUAGAGAUUUAUAUUAAAGAGAUUCCUGUCUGUUAUGCGAAAUCUCAACAAGUUCUUGAUGAGAUCUGGCAGAAGAUGAAUCCAAAGGUUGUUAUCCAUUUGGGCAUUGCUCCAGGAACCAACGGCAUCACAUUGGAGCAAACAGGGAAGAACCACUGUUAUAAGGACAGAGAUGUUUGUGGUCUUUACCCUGCUAAUCACUGCUGUAUUGAGGGAGGACCAGAAAGGUUGGACUCCAUCGUAGACAUGAGGUUUCUCAGCAAACGAUUAAAAACUAUGGGAUUUGAUGUCAUCUACUCCAGGGAUGCUGGACGGUACCUGUGCGAUUUUGUAUACUAUUAUUCUUUGUAUCAUGGGCGAGGAAAGGUUGCCCUGAUCCAUGUUCCUGCCACAGGCAGCCUGUCGGGUCCAGAUAGACUGGUACCGCAACUUCAGACCAUCAUCCAGGUCCUGUUACAACAGCUGGACACUCCUGCAUACGCAUGUGUUGAAUAUGUGAGAUGCACAGAGGUAGAGCAUACAGAGUAAAAAUACACUCAAGACAGGCCUUCAGACUCAUUCAUUUUUUUUAAUUCAAAAUUUAGGAAAAAGAAAAUACAUGAAAAUUCUUCAGAUAUACAUUAAGCAUGUAAAAAUUCUACCAUUUGGAGGUGAGAAAUAACUGAAAUAACAGGCCUUAGAUACAUAACUUACAAGAAGACAAGAGUACCAGCCAAGCCGUUUUACCAUAACUUUCUACCAAUCAAUGCAAUGACACAGAGAUUUUAUGUUUUUUUUGUGAAAGGAAAACAACAAUUGUUAUUAAAGUCUUUUUUUCAGUACAGUA
Molecule: messenger RNA, 1202 nt
Organism: Paramisgurnus dabryanus
Lineage: Eukaryota; Metazoa; Chordata; Actinopteri; Cypriniformes; Cobitidae
Gene: pgpep1l
Product: pyroglutamyl-peptidase I like
Biological process (GO): proteolysis
Cellular component (GO): cytosol
Molecular function (GO): pyroglutamyl-peptidase activity
Source: RefSeq, a predicted model, not a curated record